AGGAAGACCAAAUUAAAAAUUGGAAUGGAAAAAAAAAGGUAAACGAAGCACAACACUGUUCGUCAUCUUAACCUUUGCCUGUGGCUAUGUUUCCUUUAUUUUUUUCUUCACCAGAUUUCUCAUUUGACCCUUACAAACUAGCCUUUUGCUAACAGUAGAAUAACCAAACCAUGGCUUCUGCAACUGCAUUCGCCAUUGGAGGUUCAUUUCUGUCAGCCUUCCUUCAGGUUUUGUUCGACAGAAUGGCUUCUCGCGAGGUUUUAGGCUUCUUCAGAGAGCGAAAACUCAAUGAUAGGUUGUUAAAGAAGUUGAAGGUACUUAUGAUUUCUGUUAACGGGGUACUUGAUGAUGCGGAGGAGAAGCAAAUAGCCAAGCCAGCUGUUGAGAUGUGGGUCAACGAGCUCAAAGAUGCUGUAUAUGAAGCUGAUGAUUUGUUAGAUGAGAUUGCUUAUGAAGCUCUGCGAUCGGAGGUGGAAGUUGGCUCUCAAUCUAGUGCAGAUCAGGUGAGAGGCUUUUUAUCUGCUCGUUUUUCAUUUCAGAAAGUAAAGGAAGAGAUGGAGACAAAGUUAGGAGAGAUCGUUGACAUGCUUGAGUACUUGGUACAACAAAAGGAUGCCCUUGGUCUGAGAGAGGGUACUGUUGAGAAAGCAUCAUCACAGAGAAUACCAACAACUUCUCUUGUGGAUGAAUCCGGGGUAUAUGGUAGGGAUGGAGAUAAGGAAGCCAUAAUGAAACUGGUACUAUCUGCAACUGAAAAUGGCAAACGGCUAGAUGUGAUUCCCAUAGUAGGUAUGGCUGGGGUUGGUAAGACCACUCUUGCUCAGCUUGUUUACAAUGAUAGCAGAGUAGGAGAGCAGUUUGAUAUGAAGGUAUGGAUCUGUGUUUCGGAAGAAUUCGAUGUUCUCAAGGUGAUCAAAGAUAUUCUUAAGAAGGCUGGUUCCAUGAAUUGUGAUACAAUGACUGGAGAUCAACUUCACUGCGAGUUAGAGAAGGAAUCAACAGGGAAAAAAAUUAUGCUUGUUUUAGAUGAUGUUUGGAGCAAUGAUUGGGGAAAAUGGGAUUUUCUGUUGACACCUUUCAAGUCUCUGUUACAUGGAAGUAAGAUCCUUGUUACAACACGAAUUGAAAGCGUAGCAUCGGUCAAGGCCACUGUUGCAGCCCAUCGCCUACAGGAAUUGACUGCGGAUGAUUGCUGGUUGGUGUUUGCAAAACAUGCAUUUGAUGAUGGAAGUUGCAGUGCACGUCCAGACUUGGAAGAAAUAGGUAAAGAAGUGGUAAGAAAGUGCAAAGGGUUACCUUUAGCUGCAAAAGCCCUGGGAGGUCUCCUACGCUUUAAAAGAGAUGCUAAGGAAUGGGAGAAGAUCUUGAAGAGCAACAUGUGGGAUUUGCCGAAUGAUGGUAUUCUUCCUGUUCUCAGAUUGAGUUAUCACUAUCUUCCACCACAGCUGAAGCAAUGCUUUGCUUACUGUGCAAUAUUUCCAGAGAAUCAUGAAUUUAACAAGGAUGAAUUAAUCCGUUUAUGGAUGUCAGAGGGCUUUCUAGUUCCACCUAAAAGAAAUAAGGAGAUGGAAGAAGUAGGAAAUGAGUUCUUUCAUGAUCUUGUUUCAAGGUCAUUUUUCCAGCAAUCUAGUGGAAAAUCAAGGUCAGUUUUUCAAGGAUCAAGCGGGGAUCCAUUAUUUGUAAUGCAUGACCUCAUAAAUGACUUGGCUAGAUAUGUAGCUAGAGAAUUUUGCUUCAGGUUGGAAGGCGAAGAUUCAAACAAGAUCACAGAAAGGACUCGUCAUUUGUCUUAUGCAGUAACAAGACACGAUUCUUGUAAAAAAUUUGAGGGUAUUUAUGAUGCCAAGCUUUUGCGCACUUUCUUACCAUUGUCAGAAGCGUGGCUACGCAACCAAAUCAAUAUCUUACCGGUGUCAAGACCACGCAACCAAAUCGAUAAUAAGGUAACACAUGAUUUAUUGCCAAGGCUUACACGCUUACGAGUGCUAUCCUUGGUUAACUAUUCCAACGUGGUUGAGUUACCUGAUCCAAUGGGCAAGUUAAAACAUUUACGAUACCUUAAUCUCUCCGCUACAUCAAUAAAAAGGUUGCCUGAAGUUGUGAGUACUGCAUACCAUUUGCAGACAUUAAUCCUGGAAAAUUGUAAAGAGCUUGUUGAGCUGCCUGAUUCAGUUGGCCGCUUGAAGCAUUUGCUAUAUGCCAGUCUUAAAGGUGCAAAAAUCAAAAGGUUACCUGAAUCCAUGUGUACAUUGUAUAAUCUGCAAACAUUAGUCUUGGAAGAUUGCAGAAACCUUGUCAGACUGCCUCAUUCAAUUGGCAAUUUGAAGCAAUUGCGAUAUGUGACUCUUAAAGGCACAACGAUCAAAAUGUUACCAGCAUCCAUGGGAGGCUUGUGUAAUUUGCAGACUUUAAUCUUGCGGUCAUGCAAAGAUCUGAUUGAGCUACCAGAUGAUUUGGGAAGGCUAAUCAACUUGAGUCAUCUUGAUAUCGAAGGAACAAAAUUGUCGAAGAUGCCGCCGCAUAUGGGUAAACUAACAAAGCUCCAAAACCUAAGUGAUUUCUUUCUAGGAAAAGAUACUGGUUCUAGCCUUCAAGAGUUGGGGAAGCUUCAACAUUUACAGGGAGGACUAAAUAUUUGGAACCUGCAAAAUGUUGGGAGUGCUCCAGAUGCUCUACAUGACAAUGUGAAGGGUAUGAAGCAUCUCAAGACUUUGAAUUUGAUGUGGGAUGGUGAUCCUAAUGACUCUGGACAUGUAAGGCAUGUACUGGACAAAUUAGAGCCUGAUGUAAAUAUGGAGUAUCUUUAUAUCUAUGGUUUUGGGGGUACAAGGUUUUCAGAUUGGGUAGGAGACUCUUCUUUCUCAAGAAUAGUAUCCAUGGAGCUCAGCCGAUGUAAAUACUGCACGUCCUUACCACCACUUGGGCAGUUAGGGUCUUUGAAAGAACUCCUGGUAAGAGGGUUUGAGGGACUUGCGGUUGUGGGUCGUGAGUUCUACGGAAGUUGCAUGUCCGUGAGGAAGCCAUUUGGAUCCCUUGAAAGUUUAACUCUUUCAAUGAUGCCUGAAUGGCGUGAAUGGAUUUCAGAUCAAGGCAUGCAAGCUUUCCCUUGUCUUCAAAAGCUUUGCAUAAGCGGCUGCCCCAACCUAAGAAAGGUGCUGUCCAAUCACCUCCUUCCAUCUUUAACAACACUUGAGAUCGAGGGAUGCAAGCAGCUUGUAACUUCAAUUCCAAGAUGUCCAAUCAUUGAUGAAUUAAAAUUAGAUGAUGAUUCUCGUCAUCUGCUGCUAGGCAGAUUGCCUUCUGGGAUGCACAGCCUGAAAGUUUAUCGAUUCUAUUCCAUGGAUUCCAUACCAAAAGAAAUGGAGCAAAUUGGUUCCUUUCUCACCACUUUAGAAGAAAUUGAAAUGGAAAAUUGUGAUUCACUCAAGUGCUUCCAGCUGGAGCUGUUCCCUAGGUUGAAGACUCUCAGGAUCUCUACAUGUUCAAAUUUGGAAUCUCAUUGUGAACAUGAAGGACCUCUAGAGGAUCUCACCUCUCUUCAUUCCUUGAAAAUAUGGGAAUGCCCUAAAUUAGUAUCUUUUCCGAAAGGAGGAUUACCUGCCUCAUGUUUGACAGAGCUUCAGUUGUUUGAUUGCGCAAAUUUGAAGUCCAUGCCUGAGCAUAUGAAUUCCCUCCUCCCAUCCCUUGAAGAUUUGAGAUUAUUCCUCCUUCCAAAACUCGAGUUCUUUCCAGAAGGGGGUCUGCCCUCUAAAUUAAAAUCACUUUAUAUUGAAAAUUGCAGCAAACUCAUUGCAGCCAGAAUGCAAUGGAGUUUGCAAUCGCUCCCUUCUCUUUCAAAAUUCACUGUUGGUGUUGACGAAAGUGUGGAAUCCUUCCCAGAGGAGAUGCUGCUGCCCUCAACUCUUGCCUCUCUUGAAAUAUUGAGUCUUAAAACUCUGAAAUCCCUGAACUGCUCGGGGCUUCAACACCUCACUUCUCUUGGACAAUUGACCAUUACAGACUGCCCUAAUCUACAGUCCAUGCCAGGAGAAGGCCUCCCCUCCUCCCUUUCUUCUCUUGAAAUCUGGCGGUGUCCUUUGCUGGAUCAAAGAUGUCAACAGGGAAUAGGGGUAGAUUGGCUCAAGAUUACUCACAUCCCCAACGUGCAUAUUAAUGGAUACAAGAUCCAUCAACCUUAGCAUUUCAUUUUAAUCAUGAACGGCCAGUUGGGGAGACAGAGUGUUUUCAGCAUUUAUGCCAUUGAAACUUAUCAGCAUAGUCUUAUAUCCCAUAUAGCAGGAGAACUGGAAUUCUGGGUGCCCCAGCAUUCUCUAGCAAGCCGUUUUGCUCAGCUCUUACGAGAGAAAAGCUUCAUGUGUAGACUUACUUCUUGCAGAACGUAUUAGAACUAGAUGCUUGUCUGAAUCUCGUGCUUCAGGCCAUUGAUGAGAAGAUCUUCGGUGUGCGUUCCUUAUGUAAGGUUCAAAAAAGUUCUAUGUUUACUGAAUAUACAUGUACAAGCAGAACUUGUUUUGGUCCCAGAGGUAUUGAAGAGGCCAAUGGAUUAUGUAAAUUCAAUUUUAUUCCGUGUCUCAUGAUGAUGUUCAAGAUGGUUCAGGGAUCAAGACUGUGGAAGCCAUGAGAUCAAAAUAUGGUUUAUCUGGAGAAAACUCAAAUUGGACAGAAGAUUAAGCAUUGACCUCUGAAAACAGAAGCUUGCAAUAUGACUUGUGAGCCUUCAUGGUCCCAACGAAGAAUCAGCCAGUCCCAUAACUGUACACACUCAAAUAUAUAUUAUAUCCAAAAUAUAAAUAAGAUAUGAAUAUAUAAAUUUCUACUCA
Messenger RNA from Populus trichocarpa (black cottonwood), 4820 nucleotides. RefSeq names its product putative disease resistance RPP13-like protein 1. NCBI's taxonomy places the organism in Eukaryota, Viridiplantae, Streptophyta, Magnoliopsida, Malpighiales, Salicaceae. Gene Ontology annotation, biological process: defense response to other organism. The transcript is spliced from 5 exons. Bases 171 to 4178 code for a protein of 1335 amino acids. Gene Ontology annotation, molecular function: ADP binding. The record is from RefSeq and is a predicted model, not a curated record.